Drosophila ananassae is the source of this 2587-nucleotide messenger RNA. It is a transcript of the gene Pax, whose product is annotated as paxillin. The transcript is spliced from 8 exons. The record is from RefSeq and is a predicted model, not a curated record. Bases 264 to 1883 code for a protein of 539 amino acids. Lineage: Eukaryota; Metazoa; Arthropoda; Insecta; Diptera; Drosophilidae. Gene Ontology annotation, cellular component: filamentous actin; adherens junction; Z disc. Gene Ontology annotation, biological process: actin cytoskeleton organization; muscle structure development. Gene Ontology annotation, molecular function: muscle alpha-actinin binding; actin binding.
AUCCACUCUUGACAGGCAAACUGAAACGCAAACAAAAACGACAAAUCCGUCGUCGAGCCCCGAAAGGCCAAAAAUAACAAAUGCGCUUAUAAAUAAUUCAAAUGAAACUCUGCUCACCGCUCGCACUGCAGUAGUAUCAGUCAUAUCGUAGGAUUACUUCUAAAAUAAUAUAAUAUUAAUAGCCCACUCCCCGAUCGAUCAGAUCAGUGACAUUUUAAUUGAAUCGCAAGGCGGAAAAGUGAAUCUCAGUUGGAAGCGGAAAAAUGGACAGAACAAUGUAUGGAAAAAUAGAUCCAGGUGCUCGUCAGCCCUAUCGCACUGUCAGGAGUAAGGGCAUCCAGCCAGGUUAUGCUCUCCUUGCCGACCUGCAAAACAGUGUUCCAGGCCAUCCACAGCCACCUCAGCCACAAUAUGGAACAGUCCAGCCCAAGUCACAACCCCUGCAGCAGCAGUUUGUGGACAACACUCCGGGUUACGGCAGCUUGAGGGGCAAGGCACAGCCCCAGGUGUAUCAAGAACACUACAACGUGGAGACUCGGUCACCAACGGCGGCGGAGUUCAAUGGCUCCUCGGCUGUUCCUAGUUACGCCAAUCAGGGCUCCCUGCCACGUCCGGCUGCAGGAAGUUCAGGCCUUUCGGAGUUGGACUCUCUGUUGCAAGAUCUGCAAAAUGCUCGUUAUAAUGGCUCUGACAAAAAGGAAGUCGAUGUGCCGGUCAACUACAGCACUCCGGUCUCGAAGUACAACACCUACAACAGCUAUGCCACCGUGGAGGAGCGUCCCACCAUGGACAGCCUGUUGAAUGAACUAGACAAUGCCCACAUCUACGCCGUGCCCAAUGGAUCUGCACACAAAUCACCGACGCCGGGACGCCAUGUCACCAUCACGGUGCGUGAAACCAAGACGGAGAAGUUGACGGGUCCCGAUGGUCCAGUUGGCACGGUGGAGGAGCAGAUAGUGCAGCAGAAGGACUCUUACACGCCCAACCAUGCUGUUCCGGGCCAGCAGGUUCACCAGGCAUACACGUCGCAGGCCACCAAGGAGUUGGACGACCUGAUGGCAUCCCUAUCCGAUUUUAAGGUCAGCAACGGUAGCAACGGUAUCGGCAACGGAAACGGAACCGGACCAGGAACAGGCAACAACCACUCCCAGCAACACUCGUCGACACUGCAACACCAGACGGUGACCGACUACGCCAGACCGAACAAGGGCAGCCAACAGGCACAUCUCACCCAGACGAUCGAGGAGACGACCAUCGUCGAGGACAGUCGCGAGGAUCAGUUGGAUUCUAUGCUAGGAAACCUACAGGCCAAUAUGAGUCGCCAAGGAGUCAAUACUGUACAGAAGGGCUGCUGCAAUGCCUGCGAGAAGCCGAUUGUCGGCCAGGUGAUCACCGCCUUGGGCAAGACCUGGCAUCCGGAGCACUUCACUUGCAACCACUGCAGCCAGGAGCUCGGAACCCGCAACUUCUUCGAGCGCGAUGGCUUCCCCUACUGCGAGCCCGAUUACCACAAUCUGUUUAGUCCACGAUGUGCCUACUGCAACGGCGCCAUUCUGGACAAGUGCGUCACGGCGCUGGACAAGACCUGGCACACGGAGCACUUCUUCUGCGCCCAGUGCGGCCAGCAGUUCGGCGAGGAGGGUUUCCAUGAACGCGAUGGCAAGCCCUACUGCCGCAACGACUACUUCGAGAUGUUCGCCCCGAAGUGCAAUGGCUGCAACCGGGCCAUCAUGGAGAACUACAUCUCGGCGCUGAACUCGCAGUGGCAUCCGGACUGCUUCGUCUGCAGGGACUGCAAGAAGGCCGUCCGCGGCAAGUCCUUCUAUGCCAUGGAGGGCAAGCCCGUCUGCCCACAGUGCGUGGGCGUUGAUGAGGAGGAAUAAGGCGGCAGCAUCCCCAUCCUCAUUGGCAUUCAGCAGCAUCACCAAAAACUUGUUGCUGAAGUUCAGCAGCCAAACGAAAAUAGACCCAAUGGAGGUGGCAGCUUUAGAUACAUUUUUGUAUCUAGCUGCGUGCCACUUUUUAUUUUUUAUAAUCAGCAUCAUGAAGAGACUUGUGGGCAAAAAAAAAAAUAUUAACAAACAGCUGCCCGCCGUCCGUCUUGGUCUAUUUUCGUUGCGGGUCUAGGAGCAACAGGCACAACAGCAACACAGCAACACAGCAGCAGCAGCAGCAACAUCAUCAGCAGCAACCCCAGUCCCAGUCCCAGUUAGAACCCCCAGCUGGCCCACCCCUUUUUAUAGAAGAAGGGGGCAGGCGCCGCUGGAGAAAUGAUUUUUAACCCUCUAUGAUGGUCUUUGCCCCUUUGCCCCUGACCCGGCCCAAAACUGACUCGUUGAACUCUUUAUAUGCAAUUUUUGUAGGCUUAAGUUAAUAGGUACUUUUUAAAUUUUAAUUCAUUUAUAAAAAUGAGCAACAAUAUUGUAAUUUGUUUUUGUAAAUAAAAUUUUAAUAAUUACAUAUUAAAAAACAAAAAACACAAAAAAAAAAUAAUAAUAAACAAAAAAACAAGAAAGAAAAAUGGGAGAGAAAAGUUGUAAAAUUCUUAUAACUUUUCAAGGUGACGGUGACCCUCAGACACCGCCCA